Molecule: messenger RNA, 844 nt
Organism: Pogoniulus pusillus (Red-fronted tinkerbird)
Lineage: Eukaryota; Metazoa; Chordata; Aves; Piciformes; Lybiidae
Product: mucin-1-like
Exons: 6
Coding region: 74-694 (206 amino acids)
Source: RefSeq, a predicted model, not a curated record
GUGGAGGCUCCAGGCCAGGUUGGCUGAGGCCUGCUGGAAGUGUCCCUGCCCAUGGCAUGGGGGUUGGCACUGGAUGGUCCUGAAGGUCCUUUCCAGCCCAGCUCCAUCUGUGGCUCCCUGGGAGGGGGCAGCCCCCAGGCUCUGCAACUCCUCGGUGCCAGCUCUGCCCCGGGCAGGGGUUCACAGCUCUCAUCCCCCAGCUCUUGCCCUGCAUGGGCAGGGCUCAGGCCACCAAAGCACCUCCCAGCACCAGGAUGCCCUGGAGGAGCCCCCUGGAGCCCCCAGCACUGCCCCUGGGCACGAGGAGAAGCUGGCAACGUGGCCAACAGCCAGCCCCAGCCCCCCUGGCAGAGGGGACCUCAGCACCAGCCCUGUGCCAACGCCAGCAGAUGGCACAGGGAGCACAAGUGGGGUGCCCAUCAGGUACUGGUCCCCUGGCAUCUUCGUGCUGGUUGCUCUGCUCCUGCUCUUCUUCAUGUACAGGAGGACCAAGUGCAGAGGUAGCCAGGACGGAGCCACUUUGCCCAGCGACUCUUCAGAUCUGGCAGCCCUGAGCCCCCCCCAGCCCCCGGCCCAGGAGAGCUCCAUCAGCGCUGCCCCCCAGGGGGGGAGGAAGGGCUCGGAGGAGCUCCCAGCGCUGGAGCUCACCCAAGGUCCCUCCUGCCAGGCAGCUCCUCCCUGGCCGCAGGCUUGAGCCCGACCCAGCCCCAGCGGUGCCAGCUGCGGAGGGCAGCCCCAGCGGUGCCAGCUGCGGAGGGCAGCCCUGGGGGGCAGGCUGGGAGCCCCUCGGGGGCCACAGCUUGGGGACCCCUGGGUGACGUCUUGGGGACUUCUGGGGGGCAGU